AUGUUUCUUCUCCCUCUACCCAACCUCGACAAACCCGGCCAUGGAGGAACUCGGCUACAGAAGAUUGAGAUUCCCACAAAGGAACCCAUUCUUCAUGAACAACCCAUCAAUCACCAUGUCUCCCCUGAAUCCAAGGGGAAGGUUGAGAAGGACACACGAGAAAGUUGCAAUGCCAUAAAUUGGGCCACUUUUGAAACCAAGGUUUCGCUACACGCAGAGGAAGUUGGCAAUGUGCAAAAGCUUGGUGGGGAAAUGGAAGAGCACCCAAACGGGGACGGAGAAUCGAAAGCAAAUGUUGCACCACGUUCUUCGAUUGAAGAAGAACAUAUUGAAGGUUUUGAUGCAGAGACAGUGAUGGAAGAGUCGUUAGAGUCAUUGUUUUCCAUCUCGAUCGGGAAAAAUCAAUAA
Molecule: messenger RNA, 408 nt
Organism: Linum trigynum
Lineage: Eukaryota; Viridiplantae; Streptophyta; Magnoliopsida; Malpighiales; Linaceae
Source: the annotation of a GenBank genome assembly